Podarcis lilfordi (Lilford's wall lizard) is the source of this 3758-nucleotide messenger RNA. Lineage: Eukaryota; Metazoa; Chordata; Lepidosauria; Squamata; Lacertidae. The record is from the annotation of a GenBank genome assembly.
GUGCAGCCUGCAGCCCUCGCAUUCGGGCGGCACUGGCUGUCUCCGUCACGGAUCGCGAUCUCCACUGCGACUAUUUCCGCAAGGGGAAGGAGAAACGCCGCCACAAUCAGUUAUUUCCGUAACUUCCCCCCCUCUUAAUCCUCCGAGAAUGAGCUCCGGAAAUAAGCUCGUAAAGUGGUGGAUAAAUUCAAGCUAGGCGGCUUGGAGUUUUUCUUUGGUUCGUGUUUCGGCUGAACGACGUUCUCUGCUGGGAUAACAGAAACGCGUUUUGUUCCAUCCCCGACGAAGCCGAAGUUAGUGGGCGUUACCGGAGGUGAGGAUGGAGAACUAGAAAAAUGUGGCUGUGAAUGGUACUUUCGUAGAAUUAUAGAGUUGGAAGGAAGCCCGGGGGUCAUCUAGUCCAAGUCGCUGUAAUUUAAAACAAAGCGUCACCAGAACCAUUUCUGCACUGUGUGUAGAUUGUACAAUAGUUUGAAUCUCCAAGGAAAGCCUUCUGGGGUGGGGACACGAAAACGUCCUGUUUGCAUGCCUAUCCAGGAGUAAAACGCGUUUAGUUCAGUUAUGCGUGUUCCCAGGUAACUAGGUAGGCAAUAGGCACGCUUCGCCCAGAGCCCUCUGUGGGCACUUAAGGCGCGAUCCCAUCCCACUUGUCCGAGAGUGAGCGCCUAAGGACCUGAAUGGGAUUUACUCCAAGGUCCAUCGAGCUAAAGCGGGGCACAGAUUUCCGAGCGAGCCUACCGUCCAGGGCGGGCUUAUGGAGGAAGAGAUCGCCACAAGGGCGCCUUUCCUUCCAAAGAACUAAGCGCCGCGCGGCCCGCGCAACGCUUGGCUUGGGCGGGACUGACGCCGCAUCGACCCGCCGGCCGUUUGCUUGCGGGAGGGAAGAAGUAAGGGCCGCCGCGGCUUCAGUGCUCGCAGUGCGCAGCCGCAGAGGUGCUCGCUUCCUUGUUUCCGCGUAGAAGUGCCCAGUGGCUACUGCGGGCCCCGCCCCCUCGCGGAGCCUCAUUCCGAGCGAUCCGCGGCAGGAAGGAGGGUGACAACGGAGCUAUUCUGGGAGGCACGUGGGCGGCCGCUGGUCUAUUCUGGGUCCGGGGGAAAACAGCUGCCCGAAGCGCGGAGGCGAAGCAAGGAGGGCGGGGUGCCCGGGAGGCAUCUCCCCCAACUGGUGUCUGGGCGCCGGCGCCGCUUGCUUUUCUUUUGCAGCUUUAGCGGAAGGUUUUGAGGGGAGAGAGAAUACAGUGGUACCUCGGGUUAAGUACUUAAUUCGUUCCGGAGGUCUGUACUUAACCUGAAACUGUACUUAACCUGAAGCACCACUUUAGCUAAUAGGGCCUCCCGCUGCUGCCGCGCCACCGGAGCACGAUUUCUGUUCUCAUCCUGAAGCAAAGUUCUUAACCUGAAGCACAAUUUCUGGGUUAGCGGAGUCUGUAACCUGAAGCGUAUGUAACCUGAAGCGUAUGUAACCCGAGGUACCACUAUGCAGCCAGCGCGAAGCUCCCUUUCCCCUUUAUGGAUGUGCAAGAAAGAGUAGGGAUCUUCUCCCUCGAGCGCACAUGGAAAGUUGCGCUUUCAAAAGCCAAAGGUACUCCUGCGCAGGCGCCUGUGCUGGAGGAUCCCUCUAGCAACAAAAUCAAAAGUAGUAGAGUCCCUGUUUGCAGGCUGAGAUUGGAUGGGUUUGGGGACUACUCUCUUGUGGGUUGCACAAAGGGCCUCUCCCUCGAAGGUGAGACGCCUGAGCCCUCCAGACAGAAAAGUUCUAGUAGUUGGCCUAUUUCUCACUCCCCUCCUUUCAACCCCACGGUCAGAAUCCUAAGGCAGGCAUCCCGGAAAUUGUGGGAGAAAAGUGCCCUGGAGACUUGCUGUAUUACCCUAAGUAUAUUUAUUUAGGAGUUAAGCACUGCUGAGCUACUAGUACAGGUAACCUUAAUGAUGCAUUACCUUCUCUUACCAGCAAACGUACAAGUUAAGCAGGCGCUAUAGAGGUAAGGAAGUAAAUGCUUAGGCAGGCUUGGAUUCUUCUCAACACCCUCAAACCCUGCAAAUCGCCCCAGAAACCUUAAUUAAAACGCAGUAAAUCAAUCCUGGAUAGUCUGGUGCACAUGUUGCCAGUGUAUUUACUGUUCUAAGCCAUCCCAUAGCUAGAGAGCACCUUAAUGACCCUAUCCUAGGACAAAUAAUAAUAAUUUAUUAUUUAUACCCCACCCAUCUGGCUGAGUUUCCCCCGCCACUCUGGGCGGCUCCCAAUUGAGUGUUAAAAACAAUACAGCAUUAAAUAUUAAAAACUUCCCUAAACAGGGCUGCCUUCAGAUGUCUUUUAAAGAUAGGAUAGCUGCUUAUUUCCUUGACAUCUGAUGGGAGGGUGUUCCACAGGGUGGGCGCCACUACCGAGAAAAUCCUCUGUCUGGUUCCCUGUAGCCUCACUUCUCGCAAUGAGGGAACCGCCAGAAGGCCCUUGGCACUAGAUCUCAGUGUCCGGGCUGAACGAUGGGGGUGGAGACGCUCCUUCAGGUAUACAGGACCAAGGCUGUUUAGGGCUUUAAAGGUCAGCACCAACACUUUGAAUUGUGCUCGGAAACGUACUGGGAGCCAAUGCAGAUCUCUCAGGACCGGUGAUAUGUGGUCCUGGUGGUACUCCCAGUCACCAGUCUAGCUGCCGCAUUCUGGAUUAAUUAAAGGGAGGCGGAGACUUCUUAUUAGCAUGAGAACCUUGUGAGAGAAGCAGGGAGGGCAAGGGGAGAUUAAACUUUCCUUCAAUUCUUUCCCCUAUUCUGUUCUUCCUCAGUGCUCCUCUCCCAUGCCUAUAAAGGCACAUGCACUUAUAUAAUUUCACUCCUGCAUCAUUCAUACAUGGAGUUUUGCAUCUACACAUUCUCUUGCACACAGCACUUAAGUGCACACAUUUUAGAGCCGUCUCAAAAUAUCAGCAGCUUCAUAACGUCUUGGAAAAGACCAUUGGCCACUUGCAUGUCAGAGUGGAAGAAGUUAAAGUAAUGGCAAAAUAGGAUCCUUGGAAACUUACUCAGAUGGUUUCCUUAAUCACAUUUUCUACAAUUGCUAUUGACGUUUCCAUUAUGUAUGUGCUGGUUUUACAGUGUUGCUCAAAAGCACUUAGCAAUUUUUCUUUCUUUCCUCCAUUUAAAUUAUAAAAUACAGGCAGACGGUGGUGAGAUCAGCUGGUGGAAGCAGGGAUCAUUUCCUUCUCCUUUGAAGGGUGGAGCCAGCAGGAUGAGUCAUCAGGGGGCUGUUCUGCAAGGCUAUAAUAACGAACUUGUGAAACAUAUAGAAGACUUGUACAUGCAAAGAGAAGAAGUGAGCAAGCAGAUCAGGGAAGCGGAAGAGGAAAAGAGUAGGAUCCAGGAUAAAAUCGAGACACUGACAAAACAACUGGAUUGUGUGUGUGAAAACUUAGCACAGAAAAAUGCUGCACAGAAGAAACUUGAUGAAGUUCUUGCCGAAGCAGCGUUGACUUACGAGAAGAUCUUGGAAAGCUCUAGGAUGCUGCUGAACGUUUUGAAAGCCGAAACGGGGAAUUUAGACAAAACGAUAAUGCUAAAUAGAAAUGUGACUGGGGAUAUUCAAACACUUGGGCUCCAACAAACGCAGCACUAGGCUUGGUGAAAAGUUAUAUACAAGAAAUGUCCCUCUUUAAUCUUGUAUUGGUGGGUUUAUUAAUGUUUUUAUUAUGUAUCAAUUGUUACUUUUUAUAAAGAAUAUCAUGGAAGCAAUAAACAAGUUGAAAAUAAAGUUCUUUAAAACUU